Molecule: messenger RNA, 456 nt
Organism: Tremella mesenterica DSM 1558
Lineage: Eukaryota; Fungi; Basidiomycota; Tremellomycetes; Tremellales; Tremellaceae
Exons: 3
Source: RefSeq, a predicted model, not a curated record
AAAGACCCCACCAACAAAGGAAAGAGGAUUCACCCUAAUGGUCGUUCGGAUCUCUGUGUGACUGUACAGAAUGGUUACGCUGGUAUUGGUAGUGCUGUCGAGCUCUCUUACUGUUUUGCCAACAAUGAUCAAUUCGUAAAGAACCAGCUCUGGGACUACACCGUCGGACAGACUGGUCUCAUCAAACUUCACGGUCAGAACCUCUGUCUUGACGCUGGUGACAACCCCGGUAACGCCGCGUCCCUCAAAGUAUGGACUUGUUACGACGGUCUCUUGCAACAAACUUGGAACUUCCAGACGGCGAACGUUUUAUCUCUUCCUAACAGUGGGUAUCAAUGCCUCGAUGUGGUUUCCGGUUCUCAACCCGGAACUCAGAAACCUUACAACUCCGUCGGUGAUCUUCAAACUUGGGAAUGUAGCACCAACAACGACCCUCAACAAAUCUUCUACCAGCUU